AUGGACGGGGGCAACGUUCGAGUUGUUGUCCGUGUCCGAGCGUUUCUGCCCAGAGAGAUCCAGCGUGGUGCCGAAUGUCUGGUAGAGAUGGACCCCAUUACCCAGCAGACGACGCUGCUUGUCCCGAACGAUGACGACCCGGCGAACGCAAAGGCCAAGUCCAGGAAGAUCAUCGAAGAGAAGUCCUUCACAUUCGACAAUUCUUUUUGGAGUCACGAUAUCGAAGACAAGCACUAUGCGCACCAGUCGGACGUCUACAACAGCCUGGGUGAAGAGUUCCUCGACCACAACUUCGAGGGCUACCACACCUGCAUCUUCGCCUACGGCCAGACGGGCUCAGGCAAGAGUUACACGAUGAUGGGCACACCAGAUCAGCCGGGUUUGAUUCCUCGAACGUGCGAGGAUCUCUUUGAGCGAAUCGAAGCUGCGCAGAACGAGACACCCAACAUCUCUUACAACGUCAGGGUAUCCUACUUUGAGGUCUAUAACGAGCACGUUCGCGACCUGCUCGUCCCCGUCGUGCCAAAUCAGCCACCAUACUAUCUCAAGAUCAGAGAGUCCCCGACGGACGGCCCGUAUGUCAAAGACUUGACCGAGGUGCCUGUCCGCAAUCUCAACGAGAUUUUGAGGUAUAUGACGGCCGGCGACAGAUCGAGAACUGUGGCCAGUACCAGGAUGAACGACACGAGUAGUCGCAGCCAUGCUGUUUUUACUAUUAUGCUCAAGCAGAUCCACCACGAUAUGGAGACGGACGAGACGACCGAACGAAGCUCGCGCAUCCGGCUGGUCGACUUGGCCGGAAGUGAGCGUGCCAAGGCGACCGAGGCAACCGGACAGCGGCUUCGCGAGGGUAGCAACAUCAACAAAUCCCUGACCACCCUCGGUCGUGUCAUCGGGGCGCUCGCAGACGCGAAGCCAGGCUCCAGAAAGCGAAGCAAGGACGUAGUACCAUACCGAGAUUCGAUCCUGACAUGGCUGUUGAAGGACUCGCUGGGAGGCAACAGUAAAACGGCCAUGAUUGCCUGUAUCGCGCCGUCGGACUACGAAGAGACUCUUUCGACUCUUCGCUACGCAGACCAGGCCAAACGUAUUCGCACGCGUGCGAUCGUCAACCAAGACCAUAUCUCGUCGGCUGAGCGCGACGCCCAGAUCGUGGCAAUGGCGGAGGAGAUCCGGAACCUCCAGCUCUCCGUCUCGGAGUCGCGCCGGCGGGAGAAGGAUAACAAGGAUCAAGAGGAGAAGCUCGAGGAGUACCAGAACCGCGUCGUUACAAUGCAGCGAAUGAUGGAGGAGCGCAGUCUCGUCGCGGAGGGAAAGAUACGCAGCUUGCAGACGGAGAACGAGGCCCUUCGCUUGCACCUCAAGCUGGCUCUCGAGAGCCUGAAGAACCCCAUCCCCGCCGUCACCGUCAAGCCAGUGGAGGAAGACGACGAGAAUACCAGGGAGGCGGGACAAGAAGACAAGGAGAACGCCGAGGAGGGCGAGUCAGUGUACGACGACUCGGACGAUACGGCUUACGACUCAGAUGUCAUGGAGGACAAUGCCAACGACAUGCAAGACUACAUGCGCAGUCUGCUGAGCGACCUGAGCAUGUUCAGACGGAAGAUCGGGGACGAUAAGGAGCGGUGGGUCGGAGAGGUUCUGGGUAACAAGCUGAAUGCCUGA
Messenger RNA from Colletotrichum karsti, 1665 nucleotides. RefSeq names its product kinesin family protein. NCBI's taxonomy places the organism in Eukaryota, Fungi, Ascomycota, Sordariomycetes, Glomerellales, Glomerellaceae. Bases 1 to 1665 code for a protein of 554 amino acids. The transcript is spliced from 2 exons. Gene Ontology annotation, molecular function: microtubule binding; ATP binding; microtubule motor activity. The record is from RefSeq and is a predicted model, not a curated record. Gene Ontology annotation, biological process: microtubule-based movement; mitotic spindle organization.